AUGACAAGCUCACGCUUCAUCCCCAAUGUCCUGCGAUCAGGAAAGGACAUUCAGCUGAGCUAUGAGCUUCCUCAUCGCAUUCACACGGCCAAAGUUUACCCCAUCCCCUCUCCAAACCGGUCAGCAGUCAUCGUGUACGGAUACGAAAAUGGCAUUCGAAUUCUUUGGAGAGGAGGCAGGCCUUUUAAAGCAACAGCGCACAAGCAAGCUCCCAAGGCGCGAGUGAACGGAACCAGCAGCGAUGCCGUUAUGUUGCUUGAUUCAGACGACGAAGCUACUCCAACCAAAGCACAACCAGCUCCUCCAGAAGAACCAGAGUUUCUCGACGAAGAAGAAGAGUUUGAUGAGCUGGAGCCCUACCUCCCGAUUAUUCAGGAUCUUGACCUGUUCCUCGGUCUUGACGUCCUCGACGUGACUUUUCCUCAAAUUGAUCCAUUAGCAUCCAAUCUGCGCUCAGGUUCCCGCCCGCCUGUACUAUCACAGAAGAUAAUAAUUGGCGCUGUCUGUUCCGACGAGACUAUCAGAGUCAUAUCAGUGCCUUUGACGCCGCCUUCGCCAGCGAGCAAAGCCAGGCAGGGACUUGCUGUAUCAAGAUGCGGUGAUGGACGCUGGGGCGAAAGCAUGCUAGUCCUUGGCGGACCGUCAGCGCAUCAGGAAACUCCAUCUGGCAUCGCAAUGACCUUUACCGCUCCAGCACUCGAGACCAGCAUUGAAGAUGACACCGAUAUGGAGGACGUGGGCACUGCUCAGCGGCAGAAAGAGCCCGAAGCUCGGGAAAGAAGUCGAUCAACAACACCAGGCGAGAAAGACUGGGAUCUUCUUGUUGCUUCGCAUUCCCCAGAAAUUAAUGGCUUGCUUCUAGUUUACAGAAUUUCCAUUAUAGAUAAACUUUCCGGGUCGGGCAAGAAGCCAGACUACACCAUCUCAACCAACUUCGUCCCGCCUUUUCAAACCCAGCACCUCUCAUCACCAGCGACAUGCAUUGCCUUCAACCCAUCUCCCUACCCGGCUCGCAGACACAGCCAGCUACUCGUCGCAGAGACCUCCGGUGCCGUCCGCAUUUUUGAGUGCCUCCCGCCUCGUUCGGACACUCUUAGCACCACUUCCGCCGAAAUCCUCCCUGACCAAGCGCACUGGCUUGCAUCAUUCUACCCUGGAUUUGCCGGGGCAAAACACAAGUUCCAGAACCCACUCGCUCCAUCAUACCGUAAGCAAGUUCUUGACGCUCAAUGGACAUCUGGUGGAAGCAGCAUCACCGUGCUCCUCGGCGACGGCGAAUGGGGCGUAUGGGAUCUGGAAGGCGUCAGUCCUGGUGCCAAAAAGCAUUUGCUUCAAGGACAACGCUCGAGCCCAGGCAUCGUUGGAGGUGCAACCACAACCUUUAACCUGCGCGGCUGGAUAGACAAUGUUGCCGUCCAGUCAUCAUCCAGCAGUAGUGGUAACACUGAACGCCGGGUUGCCAGCAAGGGGGACAAACAAUCAAAACUCGUUCCCAUGACACCGGGCACCCGACGAACACGACAAGAACUUCUCUUCAGUGGGCCACAAUCGGCUUCAUCCUCCACUGCCUUUUCCCGCGGCGGCCUCUCCAUCAGUCCGUCCGUUCGGAGCGGCAAGGGCAGAGGCUUGACGGGAGCCACGACCAGCGAAGCGUCAUCCGACGACGAGACAAUAGUCAUGUGGCAUGGCAAAACUGUUGCCAUGGUUCCCCGUCUGCAAAGCUACUGGCAGCGACAGCACAGCCAAUCGGUUGGUGCUGGAAAGGGCAACCUUUUCGUCAGUCCCGACGCGCGCCUGAUCAAACUCGACGCCGCCGAUCUGCAAGGGGAGGCCAUCACGGCGAUUGACCAGUUCCACACUCCUACACCAUCUACGCCACCGAUGCGGGAUAUUCUCAUCGCGGGCGAACAUAGAAUAGUCAUUUUUUCUACACCGUUGCCUGAACCCUCGAGGACAUUUUUCGGGAUCGAUCGCGACGAGGAGCCGACUGCUCUUGGCGGCAGUUUUGCGUCGCAUGUCCCUACAACAGCGGCGGCCAUGGACCAGCAAUUACUUUCCCAAGGAGAACUUGAUCUCAACGGCAUGGAUCGUAUGCUUGCCGAUAUGGAUGGCGGCGAGGAUGCCGAUGCGAAUUCCAGACCAUUGUUUGCGACGCGCCGCAGAGUCGACUUUUUGACUUGA
This is a messenger RNA of Xylona heveae TC161, 2181 nucleotides long. RefSeq lists its product as hypothetical. Bases 1 to 2181 code for a protein of 726 amino acids. Gene Ontology annotation, molecular function: protein binding. The transcript has 2 exons. NCBI's taxonomy places the organism in Eukaryota, Fungi, Ascomycota, Xylonomycetes, Xylonales, Xylonaceae. The record is from RefSeq and is a predicted model, not a curated record.